This is a messenger RNA of Saprolegnia parasitica CBS 223.65, 1751 nucleotides long. RefSeq lists its product as hypothetical. Lineage: Eukaryota; Oomycota; Saprolegniomycetes; Saprolegniales; Saprolegniaceae. The coding region runs from base 1 to 1695 and encodes 564 amino acids. The record is from RefSeq and is a predicted model, not a curated record. The transcript has 2 exons.
AUGGACGAGACCCCGUCGCUGUGGAGCCCCGGGCAGCUCGUGGCAUGGCUCACGUCCUUCGAGGACGGGCGGUCCGCGCCUUCUCGGCCGGCAGCUCGUCGAGCUCGCGCCCGACGCACUGGCGCGCCUCCACGCCGCCCGCGCCUGGCGACCAGCCUCCGCUACACGCUCUUGGCGAUGAACCAGGUGUCGUCCCGCGGCUCGCACGACAUUGUCGCGACGCCACGCAGCCCGUACAUUGGCGCGACAACGCCGAUCGGCAUGGACCCUCUCCCGUCCAUGCGGCCCAGCGAAGCGAGCAGCAGCGGAAGCCCGAAGAAGGUCACGGUGCCCGUGGUGUUUCCGCCCAUGAUUGCGCGGCCAACGCUCCUCGCCUCGAUCGUCAUCUUUCUCCUCGCGCUCGCGGUCACGCUCAUCUUUACCGUCUUCAAGGACGACUUGGACAAGACGGACUACCCGGCGUCGCACGUGCUUGCGAUCAUGUCGAUUCCCGUCAUCAGUAUCGUCUUUACCUACGUGCACAUUUGGCUCGCCUUGUACAUGACGUUCUACCCGCUCAACUACGUUGGCAUUGGCCAGUACCCGGGUACGAACAUGGGCCUCUGCGGCUGGCAGGGCAUCGUGCCCUUUAAGGGCGAGAAGAUGGCCCGCAUGUCGGUGCGCAUCAUGACGACGCAGCUCAUGGACGUGCGCGAGGUGUUUGGCAAGAUUGAUCCUGCCCAAGUCUCGAAGGAGCUCGAGCCGAUCCUCUUCAACACGAUCAAGGACAUCAUCGAGUCCAUGGCGCUCAAGUACAACCCGGGCUUAUGGAGCGUGCUGCCGCAAGCGGUCAAGGACGAGAUCGUCGAGAAGGUCAAGGAAGAAGCGCCCAAGCACAUUGAAUCGAUGAUGCUCGAGAUCCGCAGUCGCAUCGAAGACGUCUUUGACAUUGAAGACAUGGUCGUCACCAACAUGAUGAAGGACAAGCAGCUCAUCGUCAACAUGUUUGUGACGUGCGGCUACAAGGAGCUCGCGUUCAUCCGCAACUCGGGCGCGUACAUGGGCGGCCUCUUUGGCCUCAUUCAAAUGGGCAUCUACCUCCUCUUCCCGAAGCUCUCGGUGUACGUGACUUUUCCCGGCUUUGGCCUCCUCGUGGGGACGCUCACGAAUUGGCUCGCGCUCAAGAUGAUCUUCGAGCCCGUCUUUCCAAAGAAGGUGGGCUGCUUGACCUUCCACGGCCUCUUUCUGCGCCGCCAAAAGGAAGUCGCGGCCGUCUACGCCAAGAUGGUGGCCUCGGACGUGCUCAACGCGCGCAACAUCAUCGAAGCCAUUCUCAAGGGCCCGGCCUCGGACAAGCUCUUUGAACUCGUGUACGCCAACGUCCAAACCGCGGUGAACGCGGGCGCGUCGAUCGCCGACAAGAUUGUGAGCAUCGGCAUCGGCAAGGACACGUACAACUCGAUCAAGGACGACAUCACGGACCUCGUGGUGCAGAAGUUUCCUGAGAGUCUCCGCCACAUUGAAGACUACACAACCGUGGCGCUGGACCUCGAGACGACGCUGCGCGAGAAGAUGGGCACGCUGAGCUACGACCGGUUUGAGCGCUUGCUGCACCCGGUCUUUGAGGAGGACGAGUGGAAGCUUGUGCUCAUGGGCGGUGCGCUCGGUCUCAUUCUGGGCUUCAUUCAGACACUGUACGAAGCCGACAACUCGUAAGACAAUAGUGUUCUUGGUUCCCAGAUUAGCAUUUAUUGUAUACAUAUACGCAGUGU